AUGGCAGGCAGACAAGCAGGAGCAAAGGCUUUUAACCCUAAGCAAUACGAACGUCCAGGGCUAACUGAAGACGAAAUCGAAGAAAUUAAAGAAGCCUUCGAUCUUUUUGACACUGAUGGUUCAGGAACAAUUGACCCAAGAGAGCUCACCUCUGCCAUGCAAUCAUUAGGUUUCGAAGCUAAAAACCAAACCAUUUAUCAAAUGGUCAGUGACCUUGAUAAAGAUGGUUCUGGUGCUAUCGACUUCGACGAAUUCUUGGACAUGAUGACUGCCAGAAUGAGCGACAAAGAUACUAGAGAGGACAUCCAAAAGGUCUUCAGACUCUUUGACGAUGACAAGACAGGAACUAUCUCAAUCAAAAAUCUUAGAAGAGUUGCCAAGGAACUUGGAGAAACUAUGACCGACGAAGAACUCUUAGAAAUGAUUGAGAGAGCUGACUCAGACGGAGAUGGACAAGUCUCGUUUGAGGAUUUCUACAACAUCAUGACCAAGAAAGCAUUCCCAUAA
This is a messenger RNA of Blepharisma stoltei, 507 nucleotides long. The record is from the annotation of a GenBank genome assembly. NCBI's taxonomy places the organism in Eukaryota, Ciliophora, Heterotrichea, Heterotrichida, Blepharismidae.